Messenger RNA from Misgurnus anguillicaudatus (oriental weatherfish), 805 nucleotides. Lineage: Eukaryota; Metazoa; Chordata; Actinopteri; Cypriniformes; Cobitidae. The record is from RefSeq and is a predicted model, not a curated record.
AUGGCUUUAGCAAACUUCAGACUCUACUCGUGCCAUGGCAAACUGAGCCCUCAGGGCGCACCAGAGAUGAGAGAUUCAGAGCAGUCAGCCAAAGAAGCUGUAUUGGUGUUACCACUGAAACUUGCUAAAGCCACACCUCCAGGCUCCGCCCCUAUCCACACCCUCAUCACAACACAACAGAUUCCCCAUGGAGCCGUGUCAAACGGUGCAGUUCCAGGGGAGCCUGUGAAGAAAGAUGAAAACUCCAGACGGGGAAACUGGGGAAACCAGAUUGAGUUUGUCCUCACCAGUGUUGGCUACGCAGUUGGGCUUGGUAAUGUCUGGAGGUUUCCUUACCUCUGCUACCGAAAUGGAGGAGGUGCCUUCAUGUUCCCGUACUUCAUCAUGCUGGUGUUUUGUGGCAUCCCUUUGUUCUUCCUGGAGCUCUCAUUUGGGCAGUUCACCUCUCUCGGAUGCCUGGGAGUCUGGAAGGUCAGCCCCAUGUUUAAAGGUGUGGGCUAUGGAAUGAUGGUGGUCUCUACAUACAUUGGAAUCUACUACAAUGUGGUGAUUUGCAUUGCAUUUUAUUACUUCUUCAUGUCAAUGACAAACGUGCUGCCCUGGACGUACUGUAACAACCCCUGGAACACACCUGACUGCAGUGGGGUGGCGGGAACUCCACGAGCGAAUGCCACCUUUGCCAACAUGUCUGCCGUCGUGUCCGGGGUGACUGAAAUAGUCAACCGGACUAAGAGGACAAGUCCUAGUGAAGAAUACUGGAGGUAAAUGCACAGAAUGUAACAACAGCUAGUGUUGCAUGUGUAAA